Molecule: messenger RNA, 1054 nt
Organism: Orbicella faveolata
Lineage: Eukaryota; Metazoa; Cnidaria; Anthozoa; Scleractinia; Merulinidae
Source: RefSeq, a predicted model, not a curated record
AUUUGGACUCUCUAUCUAAUCUAUUUGGAAUCUCUAUCUAUAAUUUCACCCAGGAAUUUAACCUGUAACUUUGAUUCAACCGAAUAACUCUGAUGCCAUUUCAUUCCAUCGCUGUAGGACCGAUGGCUGGACCGAUGCAAAUGCAAUUGAUGCUAUUUCUGUCCUCGAUGCGCAUUGGUCGGUUUAGCGUCGUUCACAGGCCUUUUCAUUUAUACAAAAAGGCGCGGUGACUAAGUUAACUUGAGAACAUGUGCAACUUGACGAAAAUUGUGACUCAUGGAGAAAAUUUUAGCCCUUAUAGCGGUGUCUUUAGGCAAAAAAGCCACUGUGUAUGCCGUGGGAAGGUAUUAUGGAUUUCCACGACUGUAUAGAAGAUUUGCAGAAUUCAACAGAAGAGUAACCUCCAACAGACAAACACUUAGAAGGAGACAGGAAGCGAUGAAGUUUGUUUUUAGAAUUCCAAAUAAGAUUUUAGCAUUUUUCAGAAGAACAAAGAGCAUUAGAUGACAAAGGGGAAAGAAGAAAUCAUGAAAGACAUUGAGAGAAAUUCACUGUAAUAAGAAUUGUUGUACAUAUUGAGCAUCAGAAAGAUUUGAAGACAAUUGGUUCAUUGUUCAUUUGUAAAUAAACACAAUUGAGAUCUUACUAUAACCAGUCACUCCACUUGUAAAGUUGCACAGCCAAGAGACUAAAUCAUUCAACAUUUUAAAAUUUGACUUUUUAAGCUACCUCCUACAACAGGUACACAUCUCUACUUUAAAUGUAAACUUAUAAGGGGUUAACAUUGCGUCCUCAUGUAGCCAGAAUCUGGAGGUAGUGUCUGCUAAUGGAAAAUUUCCACUUCCGUCAGAUCUUUGUAAAGAGGGACAUUGUCAUAGUGAUUUUGGGGCAUUUUUGGUAAAAACAGUGCUUAAAUUAUGACAGAGUAACUUUGCUCAUGUACAAAAUGCUCUUAAAACACAAGGAUCAAGAUAUUCUGGGAAUGGUGUGGGCGAAUGAACUUUAUUAAUGUGUCUAAUAGUAUUUAGGAGAGGGAGAACCCUCUGCUGAUGCA